AUGUCAAAUAAUAACAAACAAGAAAAAGGUGGAUGUUGUGGUGGAGGUUCUGCUGAAGCAAAUAAAAACCAAAAUCAAGGAAGUGUUAUAAUUAAUAAUAAUAAUGAUAAUAAAAAUAAGUUUGAUAAAGGUUUUAAAUUAGUAUUAUUAGGCGAAAUGAAUACCGGUAAAACCUGUAUUUCAUCAAGAUUAGUUAGAAACGAAUUUGGACCAACUGAUUCAACCAUUGGUGCCGCAUUUUUAGUUAAAAGUAUGGUUGUAGAUAAUAUAAAUAUUAAAUUGGAGAUUUGGGAUACAGCAGGUCAAGAACGUUAUAGAUCAUUAACCCCAAUGUAUUACAGAGGUGCAGCAGCAGCUGUUGUUGUUUACGAUAUUACUAAAAAGAAUACUUUUGAAACCUUAAAGAGAUGGGUAUCAGAACUUCAAAAACAUGCAUCACCAAAUCUUAUUUUAGCAUUGGCAGGUAACAAAGUGGAUUUACCAAAUAGAGAAGUACCAGUAGAUGAAGUUAACCGUUAUAUUUCAGAGUUGGGUAACGCCAUCUUUUUUGAAACCUCAGCCGCAUCUGGUCAAAAUAUUAAUGAACUUUUUAUUGAAAUUUGUAGAAGAUUAAUUGAAAAUUAUAAAUAA
Molecule: messenger RNA, 630 nt
Organism: Dictyostelium purpureum
Lineage: Eukaryota; Evosea; Eumycetozoa; Dictyosteliales; Dictyosteliaceae
Product: Rab GTPase
Exons: 3
Coding region: 1-630 (209 amino acids)
Cellular component (GO): endosome
Molecular function (GO): GTPase activity; GTP binding
Source: RefSeq, a predicted model, not a curated record